Eruca vesicaria subsp. sativa (arugula) is the source of this 915-nucleotide messenger RNA. The record is from the annotation of a GenBank genome assembly. Lineage: Eukaryota; Viridiplantae; Streptophyta; Magnoliopsida; Brassicales; Brassicaceae.
AUGUUCUUCAGUUGUUCUUUAUCAGAGCUUUUAAGCUUGAAACAUCCGGUGACUAAAUCUGAUGGUUCUUUGAACAUUCUGGUCGUCGGAGAUUGGGGACGACUAGGAGGUUAUAAUCAAUCUGCCGUUGCUGCUCAGAUGGGAAUUGUGGGCGAGCAACUAGACAUAGAUUAUGUGAUAUCAGUCGGAGAUAAUUUCUAUUCUGACGGUUUAAAUAACGACACUGAUCCUGCUUUUGAAGCUUCAUUCUCUCGUAUCUACACUCAUCCUAGUCUCCAAAAACGGUGGUAUUCUGUUUUAGGUAAUCAUGAUUAUAGAGGAAAUGUUUCAGCACAACUAAGUCAGGUUCUUACCCAAAAAGAUUGGAGAUGGUUUUGUCGUAGAUCUUUUGUCAUAAGCUCAGGAAUGGUGGACGUUUUCUUCGUAGACACUACUCCAUUUGUAAAUGAAUACUUCACAGAUCCAGAAGAUCACACUUACGAUUGGAGCAACGUGCUACCCAGGAAUAGAUAUAUCUCCAAUCUCUUAGAUGAUCUAGAUUUAGCGCUUAAAAAGUCGCGUGCCACAUGGAAAUUUGUUGUGGGGCAUCAUGGGAUCAAAACCGCAGGUGAACAUAAUGUGACUCAAGAGCUUAUCGAUCAACUUCUUCCAAUUCUAGAGGAUAAUAAAGUGGACUUAUACAUGAAUGGGCAUGAUCAUUGCUUGCAACAUAUUGGAUCUGACGGUGGGAUUCAAUUUCUGACAAGUGGAGGAGGAUCAAAAGCAUGGAGGGGAGUUAUUCUGCCAUGGGAUCCAAAAGAACUCAAACUUUAUUACGACGGACAAGGUUUCAUGUCUCUCCACAUCACUCAGUCUCAAGUCAAGUUCAUCUUCUAUGAUAUUUCCGGCAAUGUUCUUCACCAAUUCACAAUUUGA